Messenger RNA from Fusarium poae, 642 nucleotides. RefSeq lists its product as uncharacterized. Gene Ontology annotation, cellular component: cytosol. The record is from RefSeq and is a predicted model, not a curated record. Gene Ontology annotation, molecular function: GMP kinase activity. NCBI's taxonomy places the organism in Eukaryota, Fungi, Ascomycota, Sordariomycetes, Hypocreales, Nectriaceae. The transcript has a single exon. Bases 1 to 642 code for a protein of 213 amino acids.
AUGGCUUCUUCACACCUUCAAGACACACACAACCACCCCACAACAUGUUGCUCUAACAUGAUUAAAUCAGGAGCCUCUCCUGAUCUUCGCCCCAUCGUCAUAUGUGGGCUUCGGAGAAAUGACAAAUAUACCAUGUAUCAGAACCUCGUUGAGUUUCAUGAGGACAAAUUCACACGGCCUCCUAAUCAUACGACAAGAUGGCCAGCCCCUUGGGAAAUCGAUGCUGGCUCAGAAAUUUUUGUCUGUCGGGGUGACUUCUUGAAUCUGCUCCAUGGCAACAGGUUCUUCCACUGGCAGUACUUUGAAGGAAAUCAUUACGGUACGAGCAUGGACACCGUUGCCAGUCUGCAAAAACAAGGCAUGGUAUCGAUUUUCGAAACCGAUCUUACAGGACACUCGUUAACCACGAAGUACCAAUGCCUCAAUCCGCGCUACGUUUUCAUCCGACCUCCAAACGCUGAGUACUUGAGGUCCUCCCCCGUCACCCGCGGCAUGGACGAAGACAGUCUUCAAUACGUAAUAUCCUACACCGAGAAGGAUUUGGAUACUGCUGAAGAAUCUGGUAUCUUUGAUCUUGUCAUCAUUAAUGAUGAUCCGGACAAAGCUUUCCAGAAGUUGGAAGCGUUUGCACUUGGACUUUAA